Messenger RNA from Mugil cephalus (flathead mullet), 1336 nucleotides. RefSeq names its product geminin coiled-coil domain containing (gene gmnc). NCBI's taxonomy places the organism in Eukaryota, Metazoa, Chordata, Actinopteri, Mugiliformes, Mugilidae. Gene Ontology annotation, biological process: negative regulation of DNA replication; negative regulation of cell cycle. The transcript has 4 exons. The coding region runs from base 57 to 1037 and encodes 326 amino acids. Gene Ontology annotation, cellular component: nucleus. The record is from RefSeq and is a predicted model, not a curated record.
AUCAUCACCUCCUGCUCCAGGACUCGGCCCUCGUCCCUGACACUGUUGACGUCUCCAUGGAAACGUUGGCGUCCUUUUGGACGAGUGUCCCCGCUGACCUCCGUGACCUGGGACAGAGGCGGGACGGAGCGCCAGGUUUAUGGGGAACUCCUCCGGGCAGCUUCAUGUGGUCUGAGCAGCUCUCCCCGCACCUGCAGAGGAACCAACAGCUCCAGGACACUCUGCUGCAGAGGGAGGAGGAGGUGGUCAGGCUGCAGGAGGAGAACAACAAACUCAGGGAGUUCCUCAGCUCCUCCUUCGUGAGGAACCUGGAGCAGAAAGCAAAGAAGCUGUCCUCUGAUGGGAGGAGACAGCUGAAGAGGAGCCUGGCGUCCCUGAGUCAUGUCCCCCCAUCGUCCCCCCACCAGGUCUCUAAGAGGGUCUGCAGGAACCUCACGGCCGAGUUCUGCUCCGAGUCCUCGGGUUCAGAACCAAACCUGGACCUGUGGGUCCUACGGACGCUGGGACUGAAGGACAGAGACACCAUCGAUACGUCCCCCCAGUCCUCCGACUACGACCUCAGUACUAGUCUAGUCCUGGACACUGCCGUCCAUCCGUCCUCGUCCCCUGAAGACACCACGUCCACGCCGUCCUCCAGGUCUCCAGGGGACCCCACUGCCUCUGGACGGGCCGGCCCGUCCCACCUGUCCACUGCCUUCACGGGACACCCCACCAAACCUCUGGACUUCUGGUCUUUGACGCCAAACGUCCAGACUCCAUCUCAGGACCUGGUCCAGCUCAGUCCCCCAGCAGAGACCCUCUACUUCCACCCGGGGUCCACGUCCACUCCCACAAAGAACCAGACCUGGACCCCGAUCAGCAGCUGCAGUCCGUCCAGUCCCAGGACCCCCCUCAGCCGGACGGACUUAGCCUUCAGCAUGUCCCUCAGUCCAUCCAGCAGCGUCAAGACCCACAGCUUCCCCCAGGGACAGGCCUUCGUCCGGAGGGACACCGGGGGCCGGUGGGACUUCACCUGGGUCCCCAGACAAGGACCAUAGGCUGGGGGGACACGGACAGGUUCAGGUCCAGGGUCGCGGACACAUGUCCUCUUUAAACAGAGACGUUAUGUCUCCCUGCAGACCUGGACUCUGGGCUCAGCACCUCUAAAGGGGGGUCUGGGACCACCUCCAGACCUGGACUCUAGAGACCAGAUGGGGUUAGUGAAGGGGCCUCAGAUAGUUCCUGACCCCAGUACCGAUCCACCUCAGACCAGUUCUUCAUUUUAUUCUCUGUGAUGUUAAAUAUUUAGUUUAAACUGAGAGACACUGCCAGACUGACCAGGACCAGGACCAGGACC